AUGAGUCCCACACCAGUCACCGCUGAGAACACCUUUUCGUUAGCUGGCAAGCAGCUUAAGCUUGAUACUGCAAAGAGUAUUGAGUCCUAUUUGGGCGACUUGGACGUUCAGAAGAACGUUGUCAAGAUCGAUUUCUCUGGUAACACGAUUGGUAUCGAUGCAUCUGAAGCCUUGGCUAAGGCCAUCUUGAAGCACAGCCUGACUAUCGAGGAGAUUGACUUCUCCGACUUGUACACGGGCAGGUUGAACACUGAGAUUCCCCAGUCCUUGGACCACUUGUUGAAUGCUUUGUUGGAGUGCCCCCACUUGACCACCAUCAACCUUUCCGAUAAUGCAUUUGGUUUACAAGCGAUAGAGCCCAUUGAGGCCUGGUUGGCAAAAGCCGUCUCUAUCGAGCACUUGAUCUUGUCCAAUAACGGUAUGGGCCCAUUUGCUGGUGCCAGAAUCGGCAAGUCUUUGUACAAGUUGGCUCAGGAAAAGAAGAAGAAGGGUAGAAACUCCUUGAAGACCUUUGUUUGUGGCAGAAACCGUUUGGAAAAUGGCUCUGUUAACUACUUGGCUAUCGGUUUGAGAGCCCACAAGGACUUGGAGGCCGUUAGAUUGUACCAAAACGGUAUCAGACCUGCUGGUAUUUCUAAACUUCUUUUACAGGGUUUGUCUUACAACUCCAAGUUGAAGAUCCUUGACUUGCAGGACAACACCAUUACUACUUCCGCUGCUGUCGGGUUGGUCACAGCCCUCAAGGCUUGGCCUGAGUUGGUCGAGUUGAACUUGAACGACUGUUUGUUGAAGCCAAAGGGCUCUCUCUUAUUGGUCGAAAGACUCCUUGAAGGCGAGAAGAGACCAGCUUUCGAGAAGUUGAAGUUGCAAUACAACGAGUUAGAGACUGACGCCUUGGAGAAGCUUGUCAAGGUUGUCGAUGAGAAGUUGCCCAACUUGAAGUUGUUGGAAUUGAACGGAAACAGAUUCGAGGAGGACUCCGAGCAUGCUGACGCCAUCACAGCCAUCUUUGAAAGCAGAGGUGACGGCGAGCUUGAUGAGUUGGACGAUUUGGAAGAACCAGACAGCGAGGACGAAGAGGAUGAUGACGAGGAGGAUCCAGUCGCCAACGAGGGUGAUGACGCCAACUUGGACCAACUUGAAAAGGAGUUGGCAGGUGUCAGCAUUGAGGACAAGGACAAGAAUGUCGAUGCCCUUGCCGAUGAAUUGGCUUCUACGCAUAUUAGAAACUAA
Molecule: messenger RNA, 1233 nt
Organism: Candidozyma pseudohaemuli
Lineage: Eukaryota; Fungi; Ascomycota; Pichiomycetes; Serinales; Metschnikowiaceae
Gene: RNA1
Product: GTPase-activating protein
Exons: 1
Coding region: 1-1233 (410 amino acids)
Biological process (GO): nucleocytoplasmic transport; activation of GTPase activity
Cellular component (GO): cytosol; perinuclear region of cytoplasm; nucleus
Molecular function (GO): small GTPase binding; GTPase activator activity
Source: RefSeq, a predicted model, not a curated record